AUGUGACCGCGGUGUUCGGCGGAGCGAUCUGCACGACGACAAAGGGACGAGAUGUUGUUAGCAGGGUGAUCCCAUUACAGAGGACGCAUGUUGUAAUAUGGUCGAAACAAAUGCGUAAUAAGCGUUAGGCCUGCCAUCCAAAAAACUACAAAACUACUAUAAUCUAAACUGCCUAUGCGCAGUAACUUUUAGUGGAUUUAUAGACUUCUCGCGUGGGAAAUGGAGGAGAAGAGAACGUGGGAUUGCACUGCUCUCCCCAAGGGCUGGAACAUGGAAGAAGUGACCAGAAAGUCGGGUUUGUCAGCUGGAAAAAGCGAUGUCUAUUAUUUUAGCCGAGGAGAAGACGAGCAAGAUGAGGAACAGAGGCAAGAGAGGGGGGAGGCGGGUCGGUUGUAUAGUCUGUGUCCAUCUGGGAAGAAGUUUCGGAGCAAGCCUCAGCUGGCCCGUUACCUUGGUAACCAGAUGGACCUCAGCUCCUUCGAUUUCCGCACGGGGAAGAUGCUGAUGAGCAAGCUGAACAAGAACCGCCAGAGGAUGCGCUAUGAUAACAACAACCAGAAUAAGGGCAAACCUGACCUGAACACGUCGCUCCCAGUCCGACAGACGGCCUCCAUCUUUAAGCAGCCCGUAACCAAGGUUACCAACCACCCGAACAACAAAGUGAAGGCGGAUCCUCAGAAAGCCGUCGACCAGCCCAGACAGCUUUUUUGGGAGAAGAAACUCGGUGGUCUCAAUGCUUAUGACAUUGCAGAGGAGCUGGUGAAAACAAUGGAACUACCGAAAGGCCUGCAGGGUGUCGGUCCAGGAUGCACAGACAAGACUCUCCUGUCGGCCAUCGCCAGCGCUCUGCACACCAGCGCUGCUCCCAUCACGGGCCAACUGUCUGCUGCUGUGGAGAAGAACCCAGGAGUCUGGCUCAACACCACGCAGCCACUGUGCAAGGCCUUCAUCGUCACCGACGAGGACAUCAGGAAACAGGAGGAGCUGGUGUACAGCGUGAGGAAAAGGCUGGAGGACGCACUGAUGGCGGAUAUGUUGGCUCACGUGGAGGAGGCCGCCGCCAGCGAGGGGGAGGCUCUGAAAGACGAAGACAACAGCAGUGAAGACAUGGAGAGUGUAUAGCACAGGGAUUUGUUCCAACACACACACACACGACCAUGAACAGUAGGAGCCGUACAGCUGUCCUGAUGAACUGUCCCUGUGUGUCUGCGUCCAUCCUAACCCGAACCUAACGUGUCCGUA
Molecule: messenger RNA, 1242 nt
Organism: Pseudoliparis swirei
Lineage: Eukaryota; Metazoa; Chordata; Actinopteri; Perciformes; Liparidae
Gene: mbd3b
Product: methyl-CpG binding domain protein 3b
Exons: 8
Coding region: 220-1122 (300 amino acids)
Molecular function (GO): DNA binding
Source: RefSeq, a predicted model, not a curated record